CCUUCACAGGCUGUGUAAGAUUCAAGACCUGAAAAAAUGGCAUUGGCAGCAAUUGAUCCACAGCAGAACAUUGUAUCAAGGGUUGUCAACCUUCCCUUGGUGAGCUCCACCUAUGAUAUGGUGUCCACAGCUUAUGUCACCACAAAGGAUAACCAUCCUUAUCUGAAGUCAGUAUGUGAGAUAGCAGAGAAAGGAGUGAAGACGAUUACUUCGGUAGCCGUGACAAGUGCUAUGCCUAUCAUCCAGAAACUGGAACCACAAAUUGUAGUUGCCAACAACUAUGCAUGUAUAGGUCUAGACAAAAUUGAAGAGAGACUGCCUAUACUGAAUCAACCCACUGACAAGGUUGUCGCCAAUGCCAAGGAUGUAGUUGUUGGAGCCAAAGAAGCUGUAACAACCUCUGUGACUGGUGCCAAGGAAACUGUUGCUCACACAAUCACUGGAGUUGUGGGCAAGACUAAAGAAGCAAUGCAAGACAGUGUAGAAAUGACCAAGUCAGUUGUCAAUGGCAGCAUUAACACUGUCCUGGGAAGUCGUGUGGUGCAAAUGGUGAGCAGUGGAGUGGACAGUGCUCUCACUAAAUCAGAGACCCUUGUAGACCAGUAUCUCCCACUUACUGAAGCAGAACUAGAGAAAGAAGCUGCAAAAGUUGAAGGUUUUGAAGUUGGAGUUCAAAAGCCAAGCUACUACAUCAGACUAGGAUCCCUGUCUUCAAAGGUCCGCACACGUGCCUACCAACAAGCCUUAAACAAAGUUAGAGAUGCUAAACAGAAAAGCCAGGAGACAAUCUCUCAGCUCCACCACACUGUUAGUCUGAUCGAGUAUGCCAGAAAGAACAUGAGUAGUGCCAAUCAGAAACUUCUUGAUGCUCAGGAAAAGCUUUAUCAAUCCUGGGUAGAAUGGAAGAAAAAUACAGGCCAAAAUGAUGAUGAACUGCAUAGCGCUGAGCACAUUGAGUCAAGAACUCUAGCUAUUGCACGGAGCCUCACUCAGCAGCUUCAGACCACCUGCCUCACACUGGUCUCAAGCCUACAGGGCCUGCCACAGAAUGUGCAGGAUCAGGUUUACAGUGUUGGGUCAAUGGCAGGUGAUGUCUACCAGAGCUUUCGGUCAGCAUCCUCCUUCCAAGAAUUAUCAGACAGCUUUCUUACCACUAGCAAAGGACAGCUGAAGAAAAUGAAGGAGUCUCUGGAUGAUGUGAUGGAUUAUCUUGUUAACAACACACCACUCAACUGGCUGGUUCCAGAUUUCACUAUUACAGACCUGUCUUCAGAGUCAGAUGAUAUCCCAGAUAUUUUGGAUUUGGAUGAAGAUGAUCAACAAGAUUUUUCACGCACAAAUGGCCCUUACACUACAGGGCAAAGAGCUGAAUAAAGAGAAGCAUAAAAAUGUCUUUUUCAUGCAAUGUACUUUUGCCAUGCUUAACUUGUAUUUCUCCUUUUUAAAGAUGAACCUGACUAGCUUAGAGAUUAUGGGGAUAUUUUUUUUUAAAUAACUACUGUUUUACUUAGCUGCAUCAAAAUUCUGGGUUUUUUUUUCCACCUAAUGAAUGUGUGCUAUAUUAAUUCAUUAGCCCGGGUGUCACGCUCCCACUCUACAAGCCAGGUAUAGCCUAACCAGUAUAUGCAACUGAUCUAAUCUUUGUUAAUGAUUUGUUCUCUCACUGGCAGCAGCCACAAGAACACUCUAGUGCUUUGCGUAAAGGGCUGCCAACAAAAAGAGUUGAUGAGGAUUUGCCCACAAAAUUUUUCCUUUCAGUCUCCAGGAAAGGCACUUCUGCAUCUACCUCUUUGCUGCUGG
Balearica regulorum gibbericeps (East African grey crowned-crane) is the source of this 1800-nucleotide messenger RNA. NCBI's taxonomy places the organism in Eukaryota, Metazoa, Chordata, Aves, Gruiformes, Gruidae. The record is from RefSeq and is a predicted model, not a curated record.